Pochonia chlamydosporia 170 is the source of this 2496-nucleotide messenger RNA. Its product is annotated as voltage-gated chloride channel. Gene Ontology annotation, molecular function: voltage-gated chloride channel activity. NCBI's taxonomy places the organism in Eukaryota, Fungi, Ascomycota, Sordariomycetes, Hypocreales, Clavicipitaceae. The transcript is spliced from 5 exons. Gene Ontology annotation, biological process: intracellular iron ion homeostasis; transmembrane transport; intracellular copper ion homeostasis. Bases 1 to 2496 code for a protein of 831 amino acids. Gene Ontology annotation, cellular component: early endosome; Golgi apparatus; membrane. The record is from RefSeq and is a predicted model, not a curated record.
AUGAGCGCGCAAUCGUCAUCUUUCAGCCGGAACCCUGGCCCCAUGCGACGCUCCUCCAUCGGCUCCCGACUCUCCUUUGCCGUGUCGACAGCAGAGCAAGGCGUGGCCAGCAUCCAACCCCCCGCCGAGGCGCAGAUUGAAGAGGAAAUUGCUGAAAUCAAGAGAUAUGAGGACUUCACAACCAUAGACUGGGUCCAGGAUGCCUCCCGCGAACAGGCACGCCGCAAAACGAGACAAAAACGGGCAGCGGGCUUAUAUGAACGAGGACAGCAUGGCUGGCGGUACCGACUGUGGGCUUCGUAUGACGCUGCGCAGGGUUGGAUCGUCGUCACUAUAAUUGGCGCUGCGAUUGGCUUGAAUGCCGCGUUUUUAAACAUCGUAACCGAGUGGUUGUCUGAUAUUAAGCUGGGGUAUUGCACCACGGCGUUUUAUCUGAACGAGAAGUUUUGCUGUUGGGGGGAGGAUAAUGGAUGCCCGAAUUGGCAUCGGUGGACGGGCUUUGGACCGUUGAACUACUUUUUAUAUCUAAUAUUUGCGACUUGCUUUGCCUUUGUGUCGGCCGCUCUGGUCAAGUCGUUUGCGCCCUAUGCAGCCGGUUCUGGCAUUUCCGAAAUCAAAUGCAUUAUUGCGGGCUUCGUCAUGAAGGGAUUCCUUGGUUUCUGGACGCUGGUCAUCAAAUCUGUCUGCCUCCCUCUGGCUAUUGCGUCUGGCUUGUCAGUCGGCAAAGAAGGCCCCAGCGUUCACUAUGCCGUCUGUACGGGCAACGUCAUCUCACGACUUUUCACGAAAUACCGAAGCAAUGCGUCCAAGACGCGAGAAAUCCUGAGCGCCUGUGCCGCAGCAGGUGUAGCAGUGGCCUUUGGCAGUCCCAUCGGCGGAGUUCUCUUCUCUCUUGAAGAAAUGUCAAACCACUUCCCGCUGAAAACCAUGUGGCGAAGCUAUUUUUGCGCUUUGGUGGCCACGGCUGUUCUUGCGGCCAUGAAUCCCUUCCGUACGGGGCAGCUCGUCAUGUUCCAGGUUAAAUAUGAUCGGGACUGGCACUUUUUCGAGCUUGUGUUCUACAUCAUCAUUGGGAUUUUUGGCGGUCUUUACGGCGCGUUUGUUAUCAAGUGGAAUUUGCGGGCGCAAGCGUUCCGCAAGAAGUACCUUACGAAAUAUGCGAUCCUUGAAGCUACCCUUUUGGCUGCCGGAACGGCGAUUAUCUGCUACCCGAAUGCGUUUCUGCGAAUCGACAUGACUGAGAGCAUGGAAAUUCUGUUCUUGGAGUGUGAGGGCGCCGAAGAUUACCAUGGGCUAUGCGAGCCGAACAGGCGGUUUUGGAACAUUGUUUCGCUGUCGAUUGCCACUGUCCUGCGGAUUUUUCUCGUCAUUAUUUCAUAUGGCUGCAAGGUGCCUGCAGGUAUCUUUGUGCCGUCCAUGGCGAUUGGAGCUUCGUUUGGACGUACCGUUGGCAUUAUGGUCCAAGCUAUCCACGAAGCGAAUCCCAAGAGCAUAUUCUUCGCGGCCUGCAAGCCUGACGAACCAUGCAUAACUCCAGGGACGUAUGCAUUUCUUGGCGCUGCUGCUGCGCUCAGUGGAAUUAUGCACAUUACAGUUUCGGUCGUGGUCAUCAUGUUUGAACUAACAGGAGCGCUUACAUACAUCUUGCCAACCAUGAUUGUGGUGGGCGUCACCAAAGCUGUUAGCGACCUCUUUGGCAAAGGUGGUAUUGCCGAUCGCAUGAUUUGGUUCAAUGGAUUUCCGUUCCUGGACAACAAGGAGGAACACAACUUUGGCGUUCCCGUCUCGCAAGUCAUGAGAACCUCAUUGGUGUCCGUGCCUGUCACGGGAAUGACACUCGGCCAGGUAGAGCAGCUUCUUUCCGAGGACAAGUACCAGGGCUUCCCCAUCGUGGAAGACAGCUCCUCCAAGAUCCUAGUGGGCUACAUUGGCCGAACGGAGCUCCGGUACGCAAUCGACCGCAUCCGACGCGAACGACAUGUCAUCAGCCCCAGCGCGAGAUGUGUAUUUGCGCCCCCUUCCGCCAUGAACUCGAUCACGCCUAUAACUCCCACUGUCACCAUCAGCACGGACUCGUCAUCAUCCACGUCCCUCGAUUUUAGUCGCUACAUCGACGCUACACCUGUGACGGCCCAUCCCAGACUGCCUCUCGAGACGGUCAUGGAACUGUUUCGAAAGAUUGGCCCGCGUGUCAUCCUCAUCGAAUAUCACGGCAAACUGACAGGACUGGUCACAGUAAAGGACUGCCUCAAGUACCAGUUCAAAGUGGAGGCGGCGGAAAACCCGAAAGACGACCAUCGCAUUCACGAGGGCCAGGAACAGCUGUGGGAUGUGCUGCGCAAGGCGGGUAACUGGGUGUCAGGUCACAUUUCGACCGUCUCCCGCGGCAGAAUACGAUUAAGCGGCGAUGAGGACAGGACACGAGGCCGCGGGGCAAUUCUAGAUGGCGAUGAGGACGUUGGCGACGAAGGAGUCGAAUUGGAAAGUCGAAGAUAG